AUGAAUAUCGUACCCAAGAAAGAUGAAAUCCACAUCAGGGAGGUGUGGAGUGACAAUCUUGACCGCGAGUUUGGUUUGAUUCGUGAAAUCGUGGACAAGUAUCCUUACAUUGGUAUGGACACCGAGUUCCCGGGCGUCGUCAUUAAGCCCCUCGACCCAUCCAAGAACCGUUCGGUGGCCAACUAUCAAAGUCUAAAAGCUAAUGUGGAAAUUCUGAACCUAAUUCAGCUGGGGCUCACUUUCUCAGACGAGAAUGGAACCCUCCCGACCUGUGGGACUGGAAAAUACUGCGUCUGGCAGUUCAAUUUCCGUGAGUUCAACCUUACGAAGGACGCCUAUGCCUCCGACUCAAUUGACCUCCUGAUCAACAGCGGCAUUGACUUCGAGAAGAAUAACCAAAAGGGUGUUGAUAUCGAAAGAUUCAGCGAGCUUCUUAUGUCGUCCGGAGUCGUGAUGAACGAUAACAUUCGGUGGCUAUCUUAUCACAGUGGAUAUGAUUUUGGGUACCUUUUGAAGCUGUUGACUUGCAAGGACCUUCCGGAUACGAUCGAAGGGUUCUUUGAUAUGCUCGGUUUGUACUGUCCGGUUAUAUACGAUAUCAAGCACCUGGUGAGGGAGAAAUAUCAUGGUGGGCUGAGUUCACUUGCUGAGGUUCUGGAUGUGGAGCGUGUGGGCAGCUGCCAUCAGGCGGGAUCUGAUAGCCUGCUUACGUGUUUUGUUUUCUUCAAGCUGACAAAGAUUCACUAUGGUGGAUCCAUGGAGAAGUAUGCUGCUGGUGAGUUGUAUGGUCUUGUUGCUGAACCUUCACUUGCUACUCGCUGA
Striga hermonthica is the source of this 822-nucleotide messenger RNA. The record is from the annotation of a GenBank genome assembly. NCBI's taxonomy places the organism in Eukaryota, Viridiplantae, Streptophyta, Magnoliopsida, Lamiales, Orobanchaceae.